CAUCAACAGGUGCUUUAGUAUUUGCUAAAAGAUAUAAAGGAGAAGCUAUUCAAUAUGACGUAAACUCAAUGUAUAUAUAUGAAAUGUUAAAGAAAGAGGCAUCAUGGCCUUUUGCACAAAGAAAUUCUCCAAAGAAAAGCCUUCAAUGUACAAGAUAUUUGCGAUAUAAUCCAUAUAGAAUUUAUACACAUUAUGAUUUAGAAUGUGCUAAAAAAAAUGGAUUGAAAGUAUAUUUAAUGAAUAAAUCACCAAAUGCAUUUAUAUAUGAAAAAAAUACUCAUAUUAGUAGAAGAGACAUGUUUGGUAAAUGGGAAAAUAUAUUAUAUAAUAUUAAGAAAGAAGGAGAAAUAGCUGGAAAAGUAAGUAAAGCAUUAUUAGUUUCAUUAUGGGAUAUCUUAUGUGAGCAAAGAAAUGAGCAAAAUUAUAGUACACACCUACAAAUAAAACUAUUCUUAUUAGCAUCAGCACGAAAAAGAAUAUCAGAAAUUGUAAAACCACUAGGAGAUCAAGUAAAACGUAUACAUACAGAUGGUUUUAUUGUAGCUGGAAAAGUAAAACUUAAAAUGGGAAUAGAAAUAGGCAAGCUAAAAUUAGAGAAAAGAGGAGUUUGUGUAGUAAAAAAUUGUAUAUCUGUUACAUGGAAACCAUCAUAUCCAGAAAUUUCAAAUUUGACUAUUUUCGAAAAAAAUGAGCUUCGUACUACAAAUAGUUUAUUAGAUUUUGGAAAAAUACAAGAUAAAGAGCAGAAUACAAAGUUAGAUACAGAGUAUCCUAUCUCACAGACAGUAAAAAGAAAACCAUUAAAAAGGUCUGAUAUAAAUCUUUCAAAUGAAAUUAUAAUAGAAAUAUUUCAACAUCUACGAACACAAAAUAAUAUAUUAAACACGAAGUGUUCUGCUUCGCAGUGUACUAAUAAUGAAUUAUUAUCAUCAGUUUUAUAUGUUAAUAAAUGA
Racocetra persica is the source of this 953-nucleotide messenger RNA. The record is from the annotation of a GenBank genome assembly. Lineage: Eukaryota; Fungi; Glomeromycota; Glomeromycetes; Diversisporales; Gigasporaceae.